AUGGGGGACAUCUCUCACCCAUCUGAUAACACCCAAGAAUAUAAUGAAGAUGGGUUGCCUUCGACUCUUCCCGCCAAUUCAGAUCCUCGAUCAUUCGGUGAUCAGGAUGCUAAUCAAGUAGAGCCUUUGACUUGUUCAGAGUCUUACGAUUUAUCCGAACGUUCUACCUCUAAUGUAAAUAACUCUUCAGACACGAUUCCUCUGCGAUUAGGUAAACAGGUAUCGGGUGAUGGAGAGUACAUGAUAGAAUGGAAAUUAAACAAAGAUA
Messenger RNA from Acaulospora colombiana, 268 nucleotides. Lineage: Eukaryota; Fungi; Glomeromycota; Glomeromycetes; Diversisporales; Acaulosporaceae. The record is from the annotation of a GenBank genome assembly.